UCACAGUGAAUUAGUCAUAUUUAAGCUUUCAUUAAUUAAUUUGUCGGUCUAUCGACCGGAGAAACAAAGACACUUUCAGCAGUGAAAAUAUGGGUGUUCUUGCAGUAAUAGCCAAACGUUUGGAUGCACUAGUCGGGCCUGGAGUGAUGUUUCUUUAUCCAUUAUACGAAUCAAUGAGAGCAAUCGAGAGUCCUUCAACCUUGGAUGAUCGGCAGUGGUUAACAUACUGGAUUAUGUGCUCCUUCAUAACCCUGUUUGAGUUAUCAUGUUAUAAAAUCCUGGCUUGGCUGCCGUUUUGGCCAUACGUAAAGCUACUAUUUUGCUUGUGGUUGGUGUUGCCGAAGUUCCAUGGGGCAGCUUAUAUCUAUGCAAAUUACAUCCGGAAAUAUGUGAAGAUUGGUGGGCUGGUAGGCUCAUCAAAGUAUACGGAAGGGCAAAAGAAGGUCCUCGAGAUGAUGAGCUUUGAUGCAAGGAAAUUAGUAAUACAGUAUGUUGAUAAAUAUGGAUGGGAAACGCUUGAACGGGCUAUCAAGGCGGCUGAAAGGGAAGCAAAGAAGCGUUGAGAACUUGAAUUCUCUUAGAAUGUGCAAAUUGUGUAUACAUUCAAGUGUAAAUGGAAGGGUACUUAUUUACAAGAACAAAUAAAAUAUUUGACUGUGAAAUAAAAUAGCUCCUGAUGUUAACUAUGAAAUUGUGAAUUGU
Molecule: messenger RNA, 702 nt
Organism: Mangifera indica (mango)
Lineage: Eukaryota; Viridiplantae; Streptophyta; Magnoliopsida; Sapindales; Anacardiaceae
Product: HVA22-like protein f
Exons: 5
Coding region: 90-563 (157 amino acids)
Source: RefSeq, a predicted model, not a curated record